This is a messenger RNA of Anastrepha obliqua, 2025 nucleotides long. RefSeq names its product mini-chromosome maintenance complex-binding protein. Gene Ontology annotation, biological process: DNA-templated DNA replication. Gene Ontology annotation, molecular function: chromatin binding. The transcript has 4 exons. Lineage: Eukaryota; Metazoa; Arthropoda; Insecta; Diptera; Tephritidae. The record is from RefSeq and is a predicted model, not a curated record. The coding region runs from base 138 to 2000 and encodes 620 amino acids.
UAUUUGCGAAUUAUGUUAUAGAUUGUUUUCAUCCCGCCAUUUCCAUACAAGUUAAGAAAGUAACAUAAGUUGUUUGCGAAUUAGACCGAAACAUAUCAUUGUGUUAAUACACCGUUGUGUAGAAUAAAAUAUAGAAAAUGCCUGAUUUCAGUGCAAAUAUAUUGCCGGAGGAGCUAACAAGUGAGGAUGGUAUUGCUUUUAUUGCGUCGCUGGAGGAUCCGAAGCGAUGGGGAGCAAUUCCCCUUCUGAACUACACUCCGCUGCAUGAGUUGAAGGAUAUGAGCGUUGUGAGGUUUCGAGGCAUGAUUCAAGACAUGCAUGAUCCUGAAAUGUAUUUGGAACGUUAUGAAGUAACAAAAGAAGAUAACACUUCUAGAAUUCAAGAAGGGAAAUAUCGUGACUGUCUAUUGUUAAAUGAUGGUGAGCGUGUAAACUACGAAACAAAGGCGAAUGUGCAUGGCGAACGCCGAACUUUUUUCGUAAUAUCUAUCCCUGGUCUAAACGACUGGUGUCAAGAUUAUGAAUCUGAGUGCAGUCGUAACACUUUGCCUAAACCUAGGAUAACGGAAAUGGCAUCAGAAGGAGGUAAAAAACGUGGAGCGUCCACCGGAUAUGAAUGCAUGGAUAUUGAAAUAGAAGCGGAAGCCGGAAAUAAUCCUCAUUAUGACGCCAAUAAGCGCAAACGGACAGAGGUGUAUCCAAAUGAUGCUUCUGAAAACAAUGGAGUAGGUCGCACUUCAAAUUCAGUCAUUGGCAUGGAGUACCAUCUAAAUUCGCCCAUACCUGACCGUCCUAGCAAAGCUUGUAUGAUAAAAAUUUAUUAUGACUUUGAAAAAUAUAAAUUGAAUACUAUUCUUGAUGUGGUCGGUUUCCUAUCGGUAAAUCCCGCAUUAGACGCAUCAACGAUGGAUGUUGAUGCGUUUGAUAACGUUAAUGAAAUCCAAGCACAAAAUCCUCCGCCAUCCCUUAUACCGCGCCUUCAUGCAAUAGCCGUUCACUGCUUGCCACAUCCAAACCCAUUGCUGGAUGAAAGAUUUCUAUCACCUUCGCAAGAAGGCUGCAGUCAAAAUUUAACUAAUACCUUCAAUAUGUUAUCUAUGCUUGAUGAGUUCCGAGUUUUCUUAAAACUAUGUUUAUUCAAUGAUGAUUUGGCAGCCGAUUAUUUUUUAUCACAUCUUAUAUCGUCAGUUUAUUGUCGAGCAGAAUGUCGAUGCCUUGGAAGAUUUCUUCUAAACAUUUUCAAUAUACCGCAGAGUCGAAUUCCAGAAUACACAAAACAAGUUUACAAACUGUUAGGUUUGUUAAUACCAGCCAGUCAUUACAUCGCAAUGACCGCGGAUACAUUGAACGAUUCAACUUUUGGGGCAAAGAAAGAUUAUGAAACCAACAAAUUAGUCUCGGGCAUGCUUCAGCUUGCGCCGCAAACCCAUCUAAUUAUAGACGAAACGUUUACCAAAUCAGAUACUUUAAACAGCAAUGGUGUAUUGUCUAUGCAAAUUCUUGGGCAUGUAAUGAAGCAUCAGCAGCUAAAAUGCAAUUUCCAGUACUAUGAAAUCGAAUAUGAAGUGGACAUACCGGUAUUGUGUUUCAGUGAAAAGAAAAGUAUUCUCCCGUUCGAUGCUUAUGUCCCAAUCGAGUAUGAUGAGCAAUCACUUGAUGUUAUAGAAGAAUCGUUAAAGGCUGCACGGCAUUAUUUGAAUCCAACACGUCUACACCAAUUUAGAUGUUUCUUAACAACAGCUAAACUUGCCGAAUUCAGUGUUAAUGAAGCUGAAAGUGAAAUGAUUCAAAACGACUUUGUAGAAAUGCGGAAAAACAAAAGUAUUCGUGACGCGGAAGAGCUGCAUCAUUUAUUAGUAUUAGCUCGCUUACUGGCUGUUGCGCAAGGCAAAAACGUGCUAGAUAAAGAUGCAUGGGAGCGGGCUAAGCAGAUGGAAUCAAAUCGUCAAAAAAGAAUCAGUGCAUUGGCAAACGAUGUAACACGACAAUGUAGCAUUUAAUAAAGAACUUGUAGCGAUACUUAAA